AUGGGCAACCAUGGCUCCAACCUGGACGAUAUUCUGGCUGAAGACAUGCACCACUGGUACAACAAGUUCAUGAAGGAGUCGCCCUCUGGCCAGAUUACGCUCUUCGAACUCAAGGCCAUGCUGGGACUGCAGGGCAUGAAUGAGGAUGCGAGCAGCUACGUGGACCAGGUCUUCUUCACGUUCGACAUGGAUGGGGAUGGCUACAUUGAUUUUGUGGAGUAUAUCGCCGCUGUUAGUUUACUGCUAAAGGGAGAAAUAAACCAGAAACUGAAAUGGUACUUUAAGCUCUUUGAUCAAGACGGAAAUGGAAAAAUCGACAAAGACGAACUGGAGACAAUCUUCACGGCAAUACAGGACAUCACCAGAAAACAUGAUGUUCCUCCGGAGGAGAUUGUUUCUCUCAUAUACGAACGGAUCGACGUGAACGGAGAAGGGGAGUUGACUCUUGAAGAGUUCAUCAGUGGAGCCAAGGAGCACGAAGACAUCAUGGAAAUGCUUAAAAAAAUGAUGGACCUCACACCAGUCCUGGAGAUCAUCGUUAACGGGAGGCUGGCGAAAAUGUGACAAAAUUCAA
This is a messenger RNA of Scleropages formosus (Asian bonytongue), 574 nucleotides long. Its product is annotated as guanylyl cyclase-activating protein 3-like. Bases 1 to 564 code for a protein of 187 amino acids. Gene Ontology annotation, molecular function: calcium ion binding; calcium sensitive guanylate cyclase activator activity. The record is from RefSeq and is a predicted model, not a curated record. NCBI's taxonomy places the organism in Eukaryota, Metazoa, Chordata, Actinopteri, Osteoglossiformes, Osteoglossidae. The transcript has 4 exons.